This is a messenger RNA of Eurypyga helias (sunbittern), 829 nucleotides long. It is a transcript of the gene ISOC1, whose product is annotated as isochorismatase domain containing 1. The transcript is spliced from 4 exons. NCBI's taxonomy places the organism in Eukaryota, Metazoa, Chordata, Aves, Eurypygiformes, Eurypygidae. Bases 1 to 588 code for a protein of 195 amino acids. The record is from RefSeq and is a predicted model, not a curated record. Gene Ontology annotation, cellular component: cytoplasm.
AUGACUACUUUGGGCAAUCUUACACCCCCAAGCACUGUAUUUUUCUGUUGUGAUAUGCAAGAGCGAUUCCGGCCAGCAAUCAAGUACUUUGGUGAUAUCAUCAGUGUGGGCCAACGACUGCUCCAAGGUGCACGGCUCUUAGGAAUUCCAGUUAUUGUAACUGAACAGUAUCCAAAAGGUCUUGGCAGCACUGUGCAAGAAAUAGAUUUAACAGGAGCUAAACUUGUGCUUCCCAAAACAAAAUUUUCAAUGGUGUUGCCAGAAGUUGAAGCAGCAUUAGCAGAGAUCCCUGGAGUCCGCAGUGUUGUCCUGUUUGGAGUAGAAACUCAUGUCUGCAUCCAGCAGACAGCAUUGGAAUUAAUUGGCAGAGGUUUGGAAGUUCAUAUCGUAGCUGAUGCCACCUCAUCAAGAAGUAUGAUGGACAGAAUGUUUGCUCUUGAGCGUCUUGCUCGUACUGGAAUUAUAGUUACUACUAGUGAAGCUAUAUUGCUGCAGCUGGUAGCUGAUAAAGAACAUCCAAAAUUCAAAGAAAUCCAAAAUCUCAUUAAGGCGAGUGCCCCUGAGUCAGGGCUCCUUUCCAAAGUUUAAAGAGCAUGUGGAGGAAGUGGAUCUCAUUGUCAUCUUCAAGGGGGAAGCAAAGCUGUAAGCGCACAUGUACCCCUCUUUCACGCAAAGUUUGGCAGAAGUGUAAAAUUAAUAAUAGACAUACUCGUGCUUGCCUUAGCAAAAUUGUCUGGUUGUACAUCUGGGUGCCAGUAGGUUCUGUUUAGUUACAGGUAUCAGGCUUUGGGUGCCAUAGGACCCAAAUUUGUUAUCAAAUUUCCCUAUU